This is a messenger RNA of Zingiber officinale, 666 nucleotides long. RefSeq lists its product as uncharacterized. NCBI's taxonomy places the organism in Eukaryota, Viridiplantae, Streptophyta, Magnoliopsida, Zingiberales, Zingiberaceae. The coding region runs from base 1 to 666 and encodes 221 amino acids. The transcript is spliced from 2 exons. The record is from RefSeq and is a predicted model, not a curated record.
AUGCUGUAUGAAGAAAAAGGUUAUCACCACUACAAAAAUGCACCACUGCGAUUCGCCAACUGGCUUGCGGAGUCCCCGCCGAUCAUCUUGACGAGUACCUACGUAUGGGUGAAUCAACUGCCAUCAGGUGCCUUUUCAAGUUCUGCGAAUACGUUGUUGAAAUAUUUGGUGAUAGGAAAUAUGACAGAGAUUAAUUUCACGGUGAACGACACUGCAUAUACGAAGGGUUAUUAUCUAACAGAUGGAAUAUAUCCCGAGUGGGCUACUUUUGUUAAGGCUUUUCCUUGCCCGGAGGAUCCCAAGAGGAAGUUGUUUAAGGAAAGACAGGAGUCUGCAAGAAAAGAUGUUGAAUGGGCAUUUGGGGUGCUCCAAUCUCGAUGGGCGAUUGUCAGAGGUCCAGCUCGGUAUUGGUAUAGGAAAAAGUUAAAACAAAUCAUGUUAGCAUGCAUUAUUUUGCAUAAUAUGAUUGUUGAGGAUGAGGGAGGUCACGUGACAAAUUGGUACAACGAAGAAGGUGACAAACCCGCACAACCUAUCCAUGGCUCAAACCGAGGAUUUCAGGAUUAUCUUCGAACAAAUUCUGAGCUACGUGACACUCAAGUUCAUCACCAACUUCGCGCCGACUUAGUUGAACAUAUCUGGGGGCAAUACAACAACAAUCCAUGA